GCGCCGGUCCCUGUUCCCGCCGCCCCACCGUUGGCGCCGGGCACUCGGCUUCCGGCGGCGUCGGGCGGGGCCGCCCCCGGCAGGGCCCUUUUCCCAGGCGGACCCGCCCACCUCAGAGGCGAGCAGGCGGCCUCCCUCAGAGGACGGCGGCCGGGCGGCGCUGGGUGCUGGGUGCUGGGUCCGCCCGCGGGUUCGGGGCGGGGACGCGGCUGGACGGAGGUAUAUCUUUCCAGGACUCCACUCAUUCCAGAGAGGGUAGCCCAGAGUGAGAGAUUAUGGCUACUAUGGUUUUUUCAGCUGGACCUCUGAGUCCUGAAGUUUUCCAGCCAGAUGAAGGCCAUCACCUUCAAGCAGAAGAACCAGAAUUGGUAAAGGAAUUGGUGACAUUUAAAGAUGUGGCUAUAGACUUCACAUUGGAAGAGUGGAGGUUGAUGGACCCCACACAGAGGAACCUACACAAGGAUGUAAUGCUAGAGAAUUAUAGGAAUCUUGUCUCCUUGGGGCUUGCAGUUUCCAAACCAGACAUGAUAUCUCAUUUGGAAGAUGGGAAAGGACCGUGGGUGGUAGUGAGAGAGAUAUCAAGAACCUCCAAUCCAGAGUUGGGGACCAAAUCUACAACCAAGAAUACUAUACUACCAGAGAAUAUUUUUGAAGAACAUUUUCCACAUGAUACCGUAGUAGAGAAACUCACAGAAAAUGACCUCUGGGACACCAGAAUGGGAGAAUUAUGGAAAUGGAGUGACAGGAUAUUGAGAUUGCACAAUAGUGAGGAGAGUCAUUUGAGUCAAGGAAUAGUUACACACAAGAAAAUUCCCAUGAUUCAAAAAGGCUUUAGGUUUGGAUUUAUUCCUUUUCUAGAACCGGGAGUUAUCACAGAAGAGUCCCACAGCAAAUACCAAACACAUGAGGAAAUUUUCACAGAGAAUUUAGAUUUGAUUACAGAUACCUGUUUGGGGAAGAAAAUUUCCAAGGAUACAAAAGGCAGCAAAAUCAUAAGCCCUGCUUCAGAACUCACUUUAGGGGAAAAAAACAAUAAUAAAGAAAAACCUUAUAAAUGUAGUACGUGUGAAAAGGCCUUCCGUUAUAGGUCGUUACUCAUUCAACAUCAGAGAACUCACACUAAAGAAAAACCUUACGAAUGUAAUGAAUGUGGGAAAAUGUUCAGCCAACCUUCAUAUCUUAGUCAACAUAAAAAAAUUCACACUGGAGAAAAACCCUAUAAAUGUAGUGAAUGUGGAAAGGCCUUCAUUGCUUCUUCAUCACUUAUGGUACACCAGAGAAUUCAUACUAAGGAGAAACCUUAUCAGUGCAAUGUCUGUGGAAAAUCUUUUAGCCAGUGUGCCCGCCUUAAUCAGCACCAGAGAAUUCAAACUGGAGAGAAGCCCUAUAAAUGUAGUGAAUGUGGAAAAGCUUUUAGUGAUAAAUCAAAACUUGCAAGACAUCAGGAAACUCACAAUGGUGAGAAACCCUACAGAUGUAAUGAUUGUGGGAAAGCCUUUAGGAAUAAGUCUUAUCUUAGUGUACAUCAGAAGACCCAUAAUGAAGAGAAACCAUAUAAAUGCAAUGAGUGUGGGAAAUCUUUCAAAAAUACAACAAUCUUUAAUGUUCAUCAGAGGAUUCAUACCGGAGAGAAACCCUUUAGAUGUAAUGAAUGUGGGAAAGCCUAUAGAAGUAACUCAAGCCUAAUUGUACAUAUAAGAACUCAUACUGGGGAAAAACCAUAUGAAUGUAACAAAUGCGGGAAAGCAUUCAAUCGUAUAGCAAAUUUCACAGAACAUCAGAGGAUUCAUACAGGAGAAAAACCCUAUAAAUGUAAUGAAUGUGGGAAAGCAUUCAUUAAUUAUUCAUGCCUUACUGUACACCACAGAAUGCAUACAGGAGAAAAACCUUAUAAAUGUAAUGAAUGUGGAAAGGCCUUCAUGCGUUCUUCAUCUCUAAUUAUACAUCAGCGGAUUCAUACUGAAGAGAAACCUUACCUCUGUAAUGAAUGUGGGGAAUCUUUCAGAAUAAAAUCACACUUAACUGUACAUCAGAGAAUUCAUACUGGAGAGAAACCAUAUAAAUGUCCUGACUGUGAGAGGGCGUUUACCAAGAUGGUAAAUCUCAAGGAGCACCAGAAAAUUCAUACUGGCCUAAAACCCUACAAGUGCUAUGAUUGUGGAAAGUCCUUCAGAACUAAGUCAUACCUUAUUGUACAUCAAAGGACUCAUACUGGAGAAAAACCAUAUAAAUGUAAUGAAUGUGAGAAAGCUUUCACUAAUACAUCACAGCUUACUGUGCAUCAAAGAAGGCAUACUGGAGAAAAACCCUAUAAAUGUAAUGAAUGUGGGAAAGUUUUCACAAGUAACUCAGGCUUUAAUACUCAUCAAAGGACACAUACUGGGGAAAAACCCUUUAAAUGUAAUUACUGUGGUAAAGCAUUUAGCCAGAUGGUACAUGUCACAGAACAUCAGAAAAUCCAUAGUGGAGAGAAACCCUAUAAAUGUGAUGUCUGUGGAAAAGCCUUUAGGAGGGGUUCAUACCUUACAGUGCAUUGGAGAACACAUACUGGAGAAAAACCCUAUACAUGUAAGGAAUGUGGGAAAGGUUGUAUUACACUAUCACAGCUAACUCUACAUCAGAGAAUCCAUACUGGAGAGAGGCCCUAUAGAUGUGAAGAAUGUGGGAAAGCCUUUAGAACUAACUCAGACUUUACUGUACAUCUGAGGAUGCACACUGGAGAAAAACCCUAUAAAUGUAAUGAAUGUGGAAAAGCCUUUAGGAGUAGCUCAAGCCUUACUGUACAUCAGAGAAUACAUCAGAGAGAAAUUCAGUUACAUUAGGGAACAGUAAAUUAUCAUCCAGAUGUUAAAAAUCUUAUAAACUAUAUUUUAUGAAUGGAAUUUUUCAGGAGCAAGUUGCCAGAAAAUACACACCGAGGAGACACUUAAGAAUGUAGAAAAGCUAUUGGUCAUAGAAGUUAUAAGAAAAUUCAUAAUAAAAAGGGUAAAUGGAAGCUUCAUCCAAAUUUCAUAUUUUAUUCGUUUAACAAAUUAUCUUCAAUGAAUUGCCUACAUAUAUUUUUGCCUGUUUUCCUAUUCGUUUGUCUAUUUCUUAAAAUCUGGAGGUGCUCUUAAUAUACUUGAAAUAUAAUCCUUUGUCAUGUGUCUUUAAAUGUUUUUCUUAACCUGGUAUUUCUUUAUACUUUUUUAUAUCGUGUAAGAUUUUAAGCCUUUUUUAACAGUGAAGUAUUUUCAUCUUUUCCUUUUUAUAUUCUUGAUUUUCACUUUUUGUUAAAAAGAUCUCCCUUAAUUUACAGGUUAUAUAUAGGAUCCAAAAUUUGUUUCUAAGAUUUUGAUAAUUUUAUUUUUUUACAUUUAAGUUUUAAUCCACAUGAACUAGAUGACUAUUUAGAACAACUCCAGAUGCAUUAACCUAUGAAAAUUAUGAACGUAAGUAAAUAAUACUCAGGGAAAUGCUAAUUAAAACAACCAGUGAGAUGGUACUUCCACUUCAUGAAGUUAAGAAAAAUUAAGAGAACUUUUGCUAGUGGAGUUUGGAAAACUGCAUGUACUCUUACGAAGCGAUUAUAUCAGCUUAUAUUUCCACCGGCAAUCCAGCAAUAUAUAUUUCAGUUUUUACUUACAAACCUUAAAUAAGAGCACUUUGACCCAGCCAUCUCUAUUUUUGGGAAUUGGUCCCACAGAAAUGAUAGCAUCAGUGCAAAAGAAUAUGCAUGAAUGAGGAUAUUUAUAAAACUAUUGUUUGUAAAGACAAAAGAUCCAACUGGAACAAAGUGAAUGCCAACUAAUAGGGCAAUGGGUCAAUAAAUUGUGAUGUAUCCAUACCAUAGAACAGCAUGAGAGUAAUUUUUUAAAUGAGUUAUAUCUAUACUACUUGGUUUCAAGGUACUUCCAUAAUUUUUUAUCAAUAAUUGCUUUAUUACAGAAAUGAAGUAUAUGUAGAAGUUUUUGUUUUUGUUACGAUAAUGAUCAUGCCCAUUUAUGCAUAUAUGCAUUAUGUGAUAGAUGACCAUGGAAACAAGUAUGGAAGAAUAUAUACCAGGCUGUUAAUACUGGUUACCUUGGAGGAAGAGAGAAAAGGAAAAGUAGUGAGGUGAGUCGGGGAAAGACUAGGAAAAUAGAAAAGUGUAAAUGUAGUAUGUAUGGUAUAAACUGCAUUUGUAUGAACUUUAGAAAGCCAUGAAUGAAGGGACAGUCUCUAAAAAGAACAACCAUUAUUUCCGACUUGGAGAAUCCAGUGGGUUUUGUUUAUUUUCUGUGCUUUUGUGUAGUUUAAAAUUUUUCUUUGCCGUGAGCAUGUAACAUUUAUAUAAACAUGAAAAACCUA
Sus scrofa (pig) is the source of this 4329-nucleotide messenger RNA. The record is from RefSeq and is a predicted model, not a curated record. NCBI's taxonomy places the organism in Eukaryota, Metazoa, Chordata, Mammalia, Artiodactyla, Suidae.